Molecule: messenger RNA, 1099 nt
Organism: Anoplopoma fimbria (sablefish)
Lineage: Eukaryota; Metazoa; Chordata; Actinopteri; Perciformes; Anoplopomatidae
Gene: znf511
Product: zinc finger protein 511
Exons: 6
Coding region: 64-987 (307 amino acids)
Source: RefSeq, a predicted model, not a curated record
AAUUACAACCCAAACAGAACACUCCUCGCGGGCAGGAUUUAAGAGUAUGAAAACCUGGAAACGAUGCUGCAGCCCGAAUUGAUCCGACUUCUGACAGAUGGGCGUUUGUUAGUAAAAAGCUGUGAUGAAGACUGUGAUGAAGGAAACACACAGGAGCCGAGGCAGAGGGAGGAAGAGGAGGGGAACCCGUUCAACUUCACCCCGCAGCUCAUCCACCUGCACAAGGAUCACGAGCUCUUUGAGGAUGGGGACAUUCACAGACACAUGUAUCUGCAGGACCUCUACGUCUCGCAGGAUGACAACAAGCCAACACUCAGUGUGUCAGAGUUUGCCUGCCACAUUUCUGGCUGCAGUGCAGUUUUCAGCAGUUUGGAGGAGUAUGAGCACCACUACAACUCCCUUCACAGACACGUGUGCUGCUCCUGCCGUCGCUCCCUGCCAAGUGCCCGGCUCCUAGACAUUCACAUUCAGGAGUGGCAUGACUCUCUCUUCACCAUCCUCGCCCAGAGGCAAGAUAUGUACCAAUGUUUGGUUGAGGGCUGUGGACAGAAGUUCAGGACCGGCAAACACAGGAAGGAGCAUCUAAUAAGAAUUCACAAGUAUCCUCCAGACUUCAGAUUUGACAAAACCAAAAAGGACAGAGGAACCCGGCAGACGAAGAGACAGCAGCAAAAAGACACAUCCAUGGAGGUUGUGGACGAUGUGUGCGAGUCUGAGGGUGUGUGCGAGGUUAUGUGUGAUGUGCCGACGGAUCAACCCGAGCAAGGGGAAUCCAUGGAGACGCAUGUGUGUGAGGAAGAAGCUGCUCGCAUGGCAAAGUCUGCCUCUACUGAGGAGCACGCCGAUCUUUCUGCUGCAGCUCACAGCACGGAGAAUACAAGCACCGAGCCACUAAAACCACGAUACUCCUACAGGAUCCCCACAACCGUGUGCUUCGGUCACGGUUCCGUCCGAGGCUUCAGAGGGAGGCGGGGGAGGAGGAAAUGAAACACCAGACUUCUGUUUUCAGUCCUUUUUAGAUAAAUAACUUUAUACCAUUGUCUUGUCACAGAAUCUAUUAACUGUCUCAUGUGUUGUUAACUUGAAAUAAAAUGUGAUA